AUGGAUCGGUACCAGAGGGUGGAGAAGCCGCGGGAGGAGACGCCAAUUAAUGAGGAUGAGAUCCGCAUUACUGCUCAGGGGAGAAUGCGUAGCUACAUCACUUAUGCCACCAGCCUAUUUCAGGAUAAAGGUUCAAAUGAAAUCGUCUUUAAGGCAAUGGGAAGAGCUAUCAAUAAAACUGUCAUGAUUGUGGAACUGAUGAAGAGAAGGAUCACUGGUCUCCAUCAGAAUACUGCUAUUGGGUCUACUGACAUAACUGAUACAUGGGAACCAUUAGAGGAAGGCCUACUUCCGCUCGAAACCAUUAGGCAUGUCUGUAUGAUCGCUAUAACAUUGUCUAAGAAGGUGCUUGAUACAUCCACUGUUGGGUAUCAACCUCCUUUACCCAUAGACCAGGUGAAACCAUUAGCUGAAUUUGACUUUGAAGGAGAGGGCUCAUCUGCUGAUCGAGGUAGAGGCCGUGGUGGUCGUGGCAGAGGAAGGGCUCGUGGUAAUGGUAUGGUGGAUUAUAGUGAUAGAGGCUGGGCCAAUAGAGGUCGAGGAUAUGGGAGAGAUGGCUAUCCCCGUGGCAGGGGCCAUGGUUUCCGGGGUCGUGGCAGAGGAGGCGAGUAUGGUGGCCGGCCUGAUUAUCAGCAUGACAUGGGUGGCUAUAAUGGCGAGGCACCUCUUCCUGUCCAGGGCCGAGGUAUGUGGUCGUGGUCGUGGUCGUGGUAGGGGACAAACUCGAGGAAGGGGACGCAAUUCUGGAUCAAAUGAACCGAUACAAGCGAAUACUGAUGGAGCUUAACUGGAUCUUGGUUUUAGCAUACUUUCUUAUUUAUGACUUGUUGGACGCCUACUCCUCUAUAAAGGUUUAUCUUUUGUCUUUCAGUAAUAGAUUAACCAUAGUUUGUAUAAUCUGUCAUGCUGCGGCCUGGCAGUGGUGUCUCCAUGAUGAUGUAGGGUUGGGUAGCUCUUCCAUUUUCAAUUCUUACAAGAUUGACCUAAUUGUAGGAUUUGAUGAAUAGAGAAGUGCAUUCUUUUCUUUCCUUAAGGCUAGCUUGAU
Messenger RNA from Elaeis guineensis (African oil palm), 1045 nucleotides. The record is from RefSeq and is a predicted model, not a curated record. Lineage: Eukaryota; Viridiplantae; Streptophyta; Magnoliopsida; Arecales; Arecaceae.